Molecule: messenger RNA, 2889 nt
Organism: Chaetomium globosum CBS 148.51
Lineage: Eukaryota; Fungi; Ascomycota; Sordariomycetes; Sordariales; Chaetomiaceae
Exons: 3
Coding region: 1-2889 (962 amino acids)
Biological process (GO): microtubule nucleation; spindle assembly; meiotic cell cycle
Cellular component (GO): centrosome; spindle pole; mitotic spindle pole body
Molecular function (GO): gamma-tubulin binding; microtubule minus-end binding
Source: RefSeq, a predicted model, not a curated record
AUGUCAGGCUCCAGACCAUCCUCGUAUGUGGGAAAGAGAAGCAGCGGCGUAGCGGGAUUGGGUGAUCGGGGCUCGGGGGGUUCUGCGCCGUCACGACCGCGAAUGGCGGAGACUACCACCAGGACAUCAGAUCCAAAGAUCAGCAGCCGUUAUGCCGAAACACAUAAACGGUCCACCUCGGUCCAUCCGAAUCCCCGAUCGACGACCAGUUCUUUCGAGGAGCGCCGCACCGAGAAGGUCCAAGUAACCACGCGGGAAACCAUCAUGUCCCGCACGAGGAGUCCCCAGCACCGCACUGCAACUACCGACAGGAGUAGGACCACCGAUGGGUCAAAACAGAGAGCGCCAGAACCGAGGAGGGAGGCUCGGCAAGAGACACCGGUGCCAGCUUGGGAGCCGGAGGCGACACUCUUGCCGCACACGACAGCACCCCUAGCCUGCCGCAUAUCGAUCCCCCCUCUCGCCUCGGCCGCGCCCCAGACCUUACAACCAAAGCCCUUGCAAGAGCUCUCCCUCGAAGCCCAGGAAGCUGUGAUUAUCGAAGACCUACUGUUUGUGUUUAUGGGCUUCGAAGGGCAAUACAUUCGUUUCGCCAAAGGAUACAACCCUUUCGAGGAGCGCGACCGUCUGUCAGGCCCCCUGUGGCGCAUCCUCCCGGGAUUGGACCCGAGUUUGCAGGACCUCACCCAAUCCAUGCUACGUAUGGCCAGCCAUUAUACCGCACUCGAAACCUUCGUCGAUGUUCAGAGCCGAGAGGAAUUUGGCUCUGUCAACCACGCUUUGUGUGCCUCGAUACGGAAGCUCCUGCAAGAAUACCUGGUCAUGGUUGCCCAGCUCGAGACACAAUUUCUCAGUGACGACUCCUUCACGCUACAUGUGCUCAACGUCCAUGUAUUACCUACCAUCCACAUGAUGGCCCAACUUUACGCCCUAGCCCACGAAUUCCUCAAACGAAACGCGCUGUUGGACGACGAGACGGACGAAUCGAGCGACAGCAACGACGACUUCGACCACAUCAUCGAGCAAUUGAGGGACGGCGGCGAAUUGGUACCCGGGAACAUGACGGGGAAGAAAAUAUGCAAAGGUGGGGUGGUGCUCGGCCUGAUCACCAAGAGGCUAGAGUUCAUGUCGGGAGACCCUGCCGCCCGUGCCCUCCUGACAUCCCUUCUACGAGAUGCAAGCCGCCCGUACAUGCAGAUGCUAAACGAGUGGCUACACCACGGGGGCAUCAACGACCCCCACUCCGAGUUUCUGAUCAAAGAGCAGCGAAGUAUUCGCCGGGAGAGGUUAGAGCAGGACUACACCGACGAGUACUGGGAGCGGCGAUAUACCAUCCGGGAUCACGACAUUCCACCCCAGCUUGAAGGGGUCAAGGACAAGGUGUUACUCGCCGGCAAGUAUCUGAACGUUGUCAGGGAAUGCGGUGGAGUCGAUGUUAGCCUGCAGGUUAAGGACGUGCCCGUCUCGUUUGACGAUAACCGCUUCCUCGACAAUGUCAACAACGCCUACGCCCACGCCAAUGAGUCCUUGAUGCGGUUACUCUUGACGGCCCACGGCCUCCCAGCGAGACUACAAUCGUUGAAGCAUUACUUCUUCUUGGAUCCCUCAGACUAUUUCUCCUAUUUCCUGGAACUGGGUACUUCCGAGCUGCGGAAACCCGUCAAGUCGGUCAACACGAGCAAAUUACAGUCACUUUUGGAUCUGGUACUCCGUCAACCCGGAAGCAUCGUGUCGCUAGACCCUUUCAAGGAGGACGUCAAAGUCGAGAUGAACGAAAUCACCUUGACCAAAUCACUCCAGCGUGUGGUCAAUAUUACGGGUAUCGAACAGGGCGAAUCUCUUCAGCCCUUGUCGAGCAACCAACCCCUCGAGGGCGACAAAAAUGCCAAUGGAUUCACCUCUUUACAGCUUGACUAUGCCGUGCCAUUCCCCGUCUCGCUCGUCAUCAGCCGCAAGACUGUAUGGCGGUACCAGGCGCUCUUCCGAUACUUGUUAUCGCUUCGCUAUCUCGAGUCACAGCUAUCGACAACCUGGCAGACGCACACGAGCGGGUUUGUAUGGUCGCACAAGUCAUCAGCUCGCAAGCUCGAGAUCUGGAAGCGCCGGGUCUGGACGCUGCGCGCGCGAAUGCUGGUCUUUGUCCAGCAGCUGCUCUACUUUUGCACCGCUGAGGUGAUCGAACCAAACUGGCAGAGCCUAAUGGCGCGGCUGCGCCGGAAAGAUGGCGGCGGCCUGGAUGCUACACUCAACGGUUCAACCACAGGCGUCACCCGCACCGUCGACCAGCUGAUGCAGGACCACGUGGAUUUCCUCGACACUUGCCUCAAGGAGUGCAUGCUCACCAACAGCAAGCUGCUGAGGAUCCACUCCAAGCUCAUGCAAACAUGUACCGUCUUCGCAACCUACACCAACUGGCUCUCGCGCGAGCUCGAAAAGGCCGACCCCGACCUCUCCGGCACCACCAAACCACCCAACAUGACCGACGACCAAUGGCGCCACUUCCAAUCCAUCCGCACCCAAAAAACAACGCAACAACAACAACAACAACAGCAACAACAAACCCAAUCCCAAUCCCAAGACCCCAACUCCUCCAUCCUCCAACCCACCGACACCACCACCAGCAACAACCCCACCAACGGCGCCGCCGGCGAAGACGCGCGCAUCGCCGAGCUCUUUGACGUGAUGCGCAAGUGGGAGACCAACUUCAGCCGCCACCUGCAGAUCCUGCUCGACGCACUCAACCACUACGCCGCCACCGAGACCGUGGUCCUGCUGAGCCUGUGCGCGCGGCUGAGCACAGCGAACCAGGGGACUGAGUAUGCGGGGAUGAGGGGGGAGGAGGAUGGUGGUGGUGGUGGGGCCGGGGGUGGUGGUGGUGGGGGUGUUUGA